Messenger RNA from Striga asiatica, 2643 nucleotides. Lineage: Eukaryota; Viridiplantae; Streptophyta; Magnoliopsida; Lamiales; Orobanchaceae. The record is from the annotation of a GenBank genome assembly.
CUUAAACUCGUGUCCCAAUCUCUUAUUUAUACAAAUCCUCAAGUACAAACUUCCAUGCCCCCUCCCAAUAUACUCUUUAAUUUGCAUCCUCUUCUCAGCCUCCCGCUAGACUAGACAUGGUUAAGUUCUCGAAAGAGCUUGAAGCUCAACUUAUUCCCGAAUGGAAGGACGCAUUUGUCAAUUACUGGCAGCUCAAAAAACAUGUCAAAAAGAUUAAGCUAUCAAGAAAAGCUAAUAAGCAUGUGCCCGAUAACAAACAAGAUUUUGGGCGGUCUAUUUUCGACCCAAUUCGUGUUCUUGCCGGAAGAAUAACUGGUGGGGCCAGUGAUCGUAACCUGGAAAUCAUUCAGGUUAAGAAUAGAAUUGACGUGCAAGAUGAAGACGAAAAAGAAGUUGAACUGUAUGAAACCGAACUAGUUCAACUAUUUUCUGAAGAGGACGAGGUUAAAGUGUUUUUCGAGAGUCUAGACGAUGAGCUUAAUAAAGUAAACCAAUUCUACCGAACUAAAGAGACCGAGUUCCUUGAAAGAGGAGAUAUAUUAAAUAAGCAGCUACAGAUUUUGCUCGACCUCAAGCGCGUUAUCGGCAGUCGAUGCCGGAAAACCCAAGCCGCCAGGUCAUCGGGCGGCAGUUCAGGCUUUCUCUCUCGGACUAGCUCACCGUCUGGCCGGAAUUCGGAUUUUUCCGAAAGUCAGAGUUCUGAAUAUUGUAACAGCCCAACAGAUUCCCAAACAGAAGAUGUAAUUGGUGCACUUGAAAGAAAUGGCAUUAAUUUCGUAAACUCGGCCACAAGGGAAAAGACUAAAAAGGGCAAGCCGAAAAUGGCCAUGAGAAUUGAUAUUCCGGCCACCACGCCCACACGAACUAUAGCCGCGCUUACAUCUAUGCUAUGGGAGGACUUAGUUAAUAACCCCAAAAAGGGCGCAAAUAGUGGAGAGUACAUUAAUCGGAAAAAAAUUCAAUGUGCUGAGAAAAUGAUAAGAGGGGCAUUUGUGGAACUCUACAGAGGACUUGGCUUGCUCAAAACAUACAGCUCACUCAAUAUGGUGGCCUUCACUAAAAUACUAAAGAAAUUCGACAAGGUGUCAAACCAGCAGGCUUCAACAAGUUACCUCAAAGUGGUGAAGAGAUCCCAUUUCAUUAGCUCAGAUAAGGUUGUAAGGCUAAUGGACGAAGUGGAGUCCUUAUUCACACAGCACUUUGCCAACAAUGACCGGAAAAAGGCCAUGAAGUUCUUGAGACCCCAACACCAUAAAGAUUCUCACAUGGUUACUUUUUUUGUUGGUUUAUUCACGGGCAGCUUUGUGACGUUGUUCAGUGUAUACGCAAUAUUGGCCCAUUUAAGUGGUAUGUUCUCACCAGGAACUGAAUCCGCUUACAUGGAGACAGUCUACCCCAUUUUUAGCAUGUUUGCCUUACUAAGCUUACACUUAUUCAUGUACGGAUGCAAUCUGUUCAUGUGGAAAAGCACGAGAAUCAACUACAACUUCAUAUUCGAAUUCCAGCCGAGCACAGCUCUUAAAUACAGAGACGCUUUCUUAAUUUGCACGUGUUUAAUGACUUCAGUUGUUGGGGCUUUGAGCUCUGCCCUGCUUUUGGUAUGUCCAUUCAAUAUAUUUUAUCGGCCGACAAGGUACUGUUUCAUUAGAGUCAUACGCAACAUUGUGUGCUCUCCAUUUUACAAGGUUUUGUUGGUUGAUUUCUUCAUGGCUGAUCAGUUGACUAGUCAGGUUCCGCUAUUGAGACACAUGGAAUCAGCAGCCUGUUAUUUUCUGGCGGGAAAUUUCAAAACACACCGGUAUGAAACGUGCAAGUCUGGAAAGCUUUAUAGAGAGCUUGCAUAUGUCAUCUCUUUCGCACCUUACUAUUGGCGUGCCAUGCAGUGUGCAAGAAGGUGGUUUGAUGAAUACAACGUGGACCAUCUUGCUAAUCUAGGAAAGUACGUUUCGGCUAUGGUGGCUGCUGGGGCCAGGCUAACCUACUCCCAGCAGCCAUCACAGCUAUGGAUGGUAAUUGUUUUAGUCACAUCUGUUCUGGCCACUGUUUACCAGUUGUACUGGGAUUUUGUUAAAGAUUGGGGACUUUUUGACCCCAAAUCCAAAAACCUUUGGCUUAGGGAUGAGCUUGUACUCAAGAACAGAGGCAUCUACUAUGCUUCCAUUGCGCUUAACUUUGUAUUGAGAGUAGCGUGGGUGGAGACUAUGAUGAGGUUUAACACGGGGAUGUUUGAGUUACGGGUGAUCGACUUUUUUCUUGCAUCGUUGGAGGUUAUUCGACGUGGGCAUUGGAAUUACUAUAGAUUGGAAAAUGAGCAUCUGAAUAAUGUGGGAAAAUUCAGAGCGGUGAAAACAGUUCCGUUGCCAUUCCGUGAGGCGGAGUCUGACGGGUGAGAUUCGAUUGUAUGUCUAUUUGUUAGGCAAAAUUGAACCAAAGAAGAUGAGAUAGAUGGAAUAUAUAUUCUUGCCUAAUGUGUGCAUGUAUAUUCCAGACUGAAAACUGUUCAUAUAUUACCAUUUUCAGAUUUCUAAUUUUAUUGAAUACGUUGGUUUGCUUUCUCUCAGCCUCAGGUUCGGGAAACUCUAUCUUACUUGUGGUUGAUUGCAAGUGUAAUAUAUAUUGUUCGUGUUUACAAUGAAGGAAAAA